This is a messenger RNA of Paramecium primaurelia, 1140 nucleotides long. NCBI's taxonomy places the organism in Eukaryota, Ciliophora, Oligohymenophorea, Peniculida, Parameciidae. The record is from the annotation of a GenBank genome assembly.
AUGAUUUUUGAUAUAAUCAAUAAAGGAUAUCCAGUAUUAGAUGUAUAUUAAUUAUAUUUAUAUAAGAGAGCUUGUUUACAAAUAUUAUUAGCAUUUACACUCCCAAAUCAUUUUACCUGUAAACCUAUAGUAAAAUAUAUACCUGAUUUGUUAAAAUUUUUCAAUCAAACUCAAUAUGAAGAACUCAAAUAAACUGUUCUGUUUAUUUUCUCAAAUUUAGCAGCAGACUGUUAUUAAUGUAGAGAUGCUAUUUUAAUUUAUGAAAUACCAUAAACAAUUUUCAAAGUAUUACAUUAAUCCAAUAAUUAAUUAAUGGAUGAUCUAGCCUAAAUUGUAAUAAAUAUAUCAAGAACUCAACCAUUAAUGUCAAAUUAUCAUUAAAUUUAAAUGAUUAAAUUAUGUUGGGAAUUAUUUCCUCAUUUAUUAAAUAAUGAAUCCAUUAUAGGAAUCUUAUAACUUAUUUAUAAAAUAUGUUAGAAGGAUAAAAAUUUAUUAGAUCUAAAUUUCAUCAAUAAUCUCUGUUAAAAUAAAUAAAAUUCAGAUCUAUUUUUAAAUGAAAUAUUAUCGUUAAUAAGAAUAAUAUCAUAUUUUGAUAGAAAUAGAUAUGAAAAAAUUGAAAAUAAUAUCUUAAAUUUCCUGGUACUUAAUGUUAAUUAAACUUUGAUGAAUGGAAAAUAAGAGAAAUUUCAGUAAAAAUAAAUUAACAAAGUAUUGAGCAUAUUUACAAAUAUGAUUGUUGAAAACCCAAAAAUAAUAUAUAAUAUUCUUAAUACUAAUAUAGUGUAGCUAUUUAAAUUUGAUGAAAAAUUGUAAAAAGAUAAUAAGGAAAUCUAUGGUAAUAUAUAUUAUUAUUCUUUUUAUUAUUAGAUUAUUAGUAGUUUAAAUAAAAAUGAAUUAAAAUAAUUAAUUUAAUUAUUCUAACCGAUAUAACAAUUGAUUAAUUUAUUAGAUUAAAAUAUGGAUAAUUCAGAUAUUAUCAUAGAUAUUUUAAGAAUUAUUGAAAUAAUCAUUCAAAAUAAUAGUGAAUAAAUUUCUGUAUUUAUACAGUAAAAUGGAGAAUAAUUCUUAGCUGAAUUAUCAUAACAUGAAAAUGAGGGAGUAUAUAAUUUAUGCGAGAAUAUUUUCGAAAUUAUAUAGUGA